AUGUCGACAGACCGCGGAAUGCCAGUGAAGAGAGAUGCGAACAUCCAAGACGUGGAAAAUGACGAGUUUCCAAUCUUGUGUGAAACUUGUCUGGGAAACAACCCCUACGUCCGAAUGAUUCGCGUUCCUUAUGGAAAGGGGUGUAAGAGUUGUGGCAGACCCUUUACGAAUUUCCGAUGGAAGGCAGGGACGGACGCACGAUAUAAAUCUACGCAAGUUUGCCAAAUGUGUGCAAAAACGAAAAAUGUUUGCCAGUGCUGCGUUCUGGAUUUGACAUUUGGCUUGCCCACACAGGUGCGAGAUACAUUCCUUGCCCGGCAGCAAGUUUUGACGAUGCCCAUUGAGAAGGCAAAUCGUGCAGUAUAUAUGCAGGAAAUGGAAAAGAAGGUACUGCCCCCUUAUCGGACAUUAUUCACUGAAGUCAACGCUACAUUGCUACGACUGGCGCGAAAGAAGCCUUUCUACCAGCGAAACCUUCCUCAAUUGUGUUCUUUUUAUGCACGCGGCUGCUGCACACGAGGAAAGAGCUGUCCUUACAGGUAUUCUUCGCAUGGCGGCAUUCUCUGUAGACAUGAGCUUCCCCACGAUCCGAACGACCCCCUGAACAAACAAAACGUGAAAGAUCGGUUUGACGGCAAAAAUGAUCCAGUGGCUCAGAAGAUUCUGGAACGAAUAAAGCAGCAAGAAAAGGACGAAGAGCGCGAGAGAAAGGAGGUAAUUUCCCGCUAUUUGAUUAAAGGAUAG
Blastocystis hominis is the source of this 744-nucleotide messenger RNA. RefSeq lists its product as hypothetical. Gene Ontology annotation, cellular component: U2-type catalytic step 1 spliceosome; U2-type catalytic step 2 spliceosome; Prp19 complex. Gene Ontology annotation, molecular function: metal ion binding; U6 snRNA binding; pre-mRNA binding. The transcript is spliced from 2 exons. The record is from RefSeq and is a predicted model, not a curated record. NCBI's taxonomy places the organism in Eukaryota, Bigyra, Opalinata, Blastocystidae. Bases 1 to 744 code for a protein of 247 amino acids.